This is a messenger RNA of Osmerus eperlanus (European smelt), 4457 nucleotides long. It is a transcript of the gene zfr, whose product is annotated as zinc finger RNA binding protein. Bases 58 to 3402 code for a protein of 1114 amino acids. Gene Ontology annotation, molecular function: single-stranded RNA binding; zinc ion binding; double-stranded RNA binding. The transcript has 21 exons. Gene Ontology annotation, cellular component: precatalytic spliceosome. Lineage: Eukaryota; Metazoa; Chordata; Actinopteri; Osmeriformes; Osmeridae. The record is from RefSeq and is a predicted model, not a curated record.
UCUCAUAUAAAUACUCUGGUUUAUGAGUCAGUGUUCGUCAGAAAAAAAAAGAACCCAAUGAUUCCCAUAUGCCCAGUGGUGUCUUUCACUUAUGUGCCCAGCCGGCUUGGUGAAGAUGCCAAAAUGGCUACCGGCAACUAUUUUGGUUUUACCCACGGUGCUGCGGCGCAGUACAGCCAGCAGCCUGCGGCCGGGGUAGCCUACACCCACCCCACCACGGUGGCCAGCUACACGGUGCACCAGGCUCCAGUGGCAGCGCACACCGUGGCUGCGGCCUACGCCCCCACCGUUCCCACGGUCGCUGUCGCCAGGCCGGCGCCUGUCGCCGUGGCAGCCGCCGCCACGGCAGCAGCGUACGGGGGCUACCAGCCGGCCCACACGGCCGCCGACUACGGCUACGCCCAGCGCCAGCAGGAGGUCCCUCCUCCACCCCCCCCGGUCACCUCCCAGAACUACCAGGUUACUUGUAAUGGUCCCGUUUUCACUGGCAGAGACUUGCCAAUAUUCCAGGACUCUUACCCCUAUGUGAGGUCGACGGCGCCGGCCGUGGCGUACGACAGUAAGCAGUACUACCAGCAGCCCUCGGCCUCGGCUGCUGUGGCUGCUGCUCAGCCCUCUGUGGCUGAGUCCUACUACCAGACCGGCACGCUGGCCUCGCCGUGGGACUCCACCUGGAAGAAAAGUCUCCAAGCCCCCAAGCCAGGCUACACCCAGGGAGUAACCCCCUACACACAGACCCAGCAGACCAGACAGGUCACAGCCAUCAAGCCAGCCACCCCCAGCCCCGCCACCUCCACCUUCUCCAUCUACCCCGUGUCCUCCACGGUCCAGCCUGCCGCUGCCUCCGCCGUGCCCUCAUACUCCCAGAGCCCCACCUACAGCACCAACGCCGUCACGUACUCCGGCACCUCCUACUCCGGCUACGAAGCAGCCGUAUACUCUGCUGCCUCCACCUACUACCAGCAGCAGCAGCAGCAACAGCAGCAGCAACAGCAGCAGCAGAAGCAAGCCGUGGCUGCUGUGGCGGCCACAGCGGCGUGGACAGGAAACACCUUCACCAAGAAGCCGCCGUUCCAGAACAAGCAGCUGAAGCCCAAACAGCCUCCCAAGCCUCCGCAGAUCCACUACUGCGACGUCUGCAAGAUCAGCUGCGCCGGCCCGCAGACGUAUAAGGAGCACCUGGAGGGCCAGAAGCACAAGAAAAAGGAGGCUGCCCUGAAGGUGUCCCAGAGCAGCAGCGGGGGGGCCGGGGGCGGGGGGGGCUCGGCCCGGGGGACCCAGAACCAGCUACGCUGUGAGCUCUGUGAUGUCUCCUGUACCGGCGCUGACGCCUACGCCGCCCACAUCCGGGGAGCCAAGCACCAGAAGGUGGUGAAGCUGCACACCAAGCUGGGGAAGCCCAUCCCCUCCACUGAGCCCAGUGUCAUCACCCAGACUGCAUCCUCCACCUCAGCUGCCCCCAGCAAGACCUCCAACACCACCUCCUCCUCCGCCCCCUCCUCCUCUGCCCCCUCCUCAGCAGUGUCUAACUCCCCUUACCUCAAGCCGGUAAACAUCGUCACCAGCGGCGGCUCGGCUGGGUUAGGCAAGAGCACGGCUGCAAACAGCGUCUUCUCCAGCAACACCACCCCAGCCGUCAAGAAGAUCAACACUCCCAAGAUCAACUUUGUGGGGGGGAACAAGCUGCAGACUACUGGGAAACCAGAGGAAGCCAAAGUGGAGUCGUCCAAGCCUGGGCCGCCCCCAUUGGUCCCUCAGGUCCAGGAGUCCAAGACGGAGACUUCUGAUUCGUUGUCCGCCCUAGCAGCGCUGCAAAGCGACGUCCAACCGGUUGGGCACGACUACGUGGAAGAGGUCCGCAACGAUGAGGGGAAGGUGAUCCGCUUCCACUGCAAGCUGUGUGAAUGUAGCUUCAAUGAUCCAAACGCCAAGGAGAUGCACUUGAAAGGGAGGAGGCAUCGCCUGCAGUAUAAGAAAAAGGUGAACCCUGAGCUGCAGGUGGAGGUGAAGCCCAGCAUCCGAGCCAGGAAGAUCCAGGAGGAGAAGAUGCGGAAACAGAUGCAGAAGGAGGAGUUCUGGAGGAGGAGGGAGGAGGAGGAGCGCUGGAGGAUGGAGAUGAGGCGCUACGAGGAGGACAUGUACUGGAGGCGGAUGGAGGAGGAGCACCACUGGGACGACCGACGCCGGCUCCCUGACGGAGGCUACCCCCAGGGCCCUCCGGGGCCCCCAGGCCUGCUGGGGGUCCGUCCAGGCAUGCCCCUCUCCCAGCCCCAGGGACCUGUGCCUCCCCGUCGCCCUGACUCCUCUGACGACCGUUACGUGAUGACGAAGCACGCUGCCAUCUACCCCUCGGAGGACGAACUGCAGGACAUCCAGAAGAUCGUGUCGAUCACAGAGCGAGCCCUCAAACUGGUGUCUGACAUCAUCACGGACCAGGACAAAGACAAAGAGGAGGACAAGGACAAGGACAAAGAGAAGGAAAAGGAGAAGGAGAAAGAAAAAAAAGAGUUCCCCAAAGACAGGGCGCUGAAGGGCGUGAUGAGGGUGGGGGUGCUGGCCAAGGGGCUGCUCCUCCGCGGAGACAAGAACGUCAGCCUAGUGCUGCUGUGCUCAGAGAAACCCACCAAGACUCUGCUGUCCUGCAUCGUGGAGCACCUGCCCAAGCAGCUCACGCUGGUGACGCCAGAGAAGUACGAAGUGAAGGGGUCUGUCGACGAGGCUGCCAUCAUCCUGACAUCCUGCGCCGAGUCCAAGAUGCAAGUGACCAUCACGCUGACUUCGCCCGUCAUCCGCGAGGAGAACGGCCGGGACGGAGAUGUAACCUCGGGUAUGGUGAAAGACCCAGCGGACGUCUUGGAAAGGCAAAAAUGCCUUGACGCUCUGGCUGCGCUGCGCCACGCUAAGUGGUUCCAGGCUAGAGCCAAUGGGCUGCAGUCCUGCGUGAUUAUAAUUCGUAUCCUGCGGGAUCUCUGCCAGAGGGUUCCCACCUGGUCGAUGUUCCCCAGCUGGGCCAUGGAGCUGCUGGUUGAGAAGGCCAUCAGCAGCGCCUCCGGACCCCUCAGCCCUGGAGAUGCACUCAGACGAGUCUUUGAAUGUAUUUCCUCCGGCAUCCUGCUUCCUGGUGGCCCAGGGUUGGUGGAUCCUUGUGAGAAGAAUCCCACAGACACCCUGACAGCCAUGGAGGAGCAGCAGAGGGAAGACAUCACCUCAAGUGCCCAGUUUGCUCUUAGGCUGUUGGCGUUCCGUCAGAUCCACAAGGUCCUGGGCAUGGACCCGCUGCCCCAGAUGAAUCCGCGCUUCAACGUCCGCAACAACCGCAAGCGGCGCCGCGACAACAGCGACGGCAACGACAGCUUCGAGGGCGAAGGGAAGAAGGACAAGAAGGACUACGACAGCUUCUAGGACCGGCCCAGCGCCUGCUCUGCCCCUCCCACCCCCCCCCCUCCAUAACUAGUCUAUAUAUAUACACAUACCUCUCUGUUGUCACUGCUAUUAACAGCUGGGCGCCUCUUGUUGUGACUGGAGUCCAGUGUUACAUCCAGCUUGGUCUUGUUGAGCGAUGAGUUCACCUGUCGACCUACAGCUGUACAGAACGCUGCAGAGCCCAGGUGUGUCUGUGGUGUGUGUGGCUUUAGCUGUAGACUGGGCCGGCCUGGGGAUUGGACCUACACCUCUGCUAGCUGAAGCCCUCUGAUCCUUUACGCUUCUCAAAUAGAAGUAACCUUGACAACUGCUACCCAAGUUCUGCAACCACUCCUUUUUGGAGUUUUUUAUUUUAUUAACAUUUUUUUGGUUACAAUUUUCAUUGGAUCAGGUAACAGAUUGAAUAUGAAUCCAGAUGUUAAGGUCUUUUUCUCGUUUCAUUCAGAGGGUUGGCCGUUAGUUUAUACCCGUAGUGAAGCACAUAAUUUGGUCUGUAAUAUUUUAUGUUCCCAAGAUGUCAUGUACGAAUAUGGUUUAUUUUUAAGUGUCUAAUGCAAGUGGUAUAAUGCUAUGGUCUUGUCAAAAAGCUGGACUGCAAUGUUAACGAGCUGCUGUGGAUAUGUAGUACAUUUCUGAAGAAAACACUGAUUCCUGAGAUAUUUGUGUUGGUAGUGUAGUUAUCCCUAAACGUAUCUCUAAUAUAUAUGAAAAUAUUCCUAUAGUCUUGCAAUAGAUCAGUCUUUCAGUUUGUUGAAGAACGCAUGGCAGUGGUGAGAUUUGUUCUUGUAUUAUUGGCUUUUUAACUUUUUUUGUUUUUGUUUUAAAAGAUUAAUGAGGAAAUUAAUGGAUUGGUCUUUGAAUUCGUUUAACGUUGGAUGGAUUAAUCAAAUAAUCUAUACAAUAAGAAAAGAUUGGGUUGGGGGAAAAAAGGUGUAAUGUUGAUGUUGUAAUCGCGGUUCAAUGUAGAUCCAUUCUUUGAUUGUCUGCCUCUGUAUCUCUGCUUUACAACAGGCAGAAUAAAGACAUUUCCUGAA